Molecule: messenger RNA, 1424 nt
Organism: Marasmius oreades (fairy-ring Marasmius)
Lineage: Eukaryota; Fungi; Basidiomycota; Agaricomycetes; Agaricales; Marasmiaceae
Exons: 4
Coding region: 479-1252 (257 amino acids)
Source: RefSeq, a predicted model, not a curated record
CUCCCAUCCUCACAAUCCGGCAGUCCUCUUUAAAAUCGACGGUUUGAUUCCCCGUCAAAACGUUGUGGCUAAUCUUUUUGCAACACUUUCAUUCGAUCAAAGCAUCUCAGUGGGCUACAGUUCUGGCUGCUCUCCAGCUACCAGUAUCUUCCUGCGGACUUUUGAACGCGUCUCUCGUCUGCAAGCAGCUCUUGACCCAAUCGUCGCUUAUCGGGAAGGAUGAAACUCCAGUAGUCUGGGAUUCACAUUACGCCGAUUGACAGAUGCGGGGCUUAUCGUGGCCAGCUUAACUCAAUGCUUGUAUGAAACAUUCGUGCCAACUAGCCGUCUCAAUUACGAAGACGAGUACCACUCCGUGCUGUAGAGAAACCUGCUAUGUAGAAGCUCACAAGACCAGUCGGGCGCCAUUCAACUCCGUCCGCCAGCGAAGACUUGAAGGUCGACAACUGACUGACACCUUAUAUGAACGCCCGUGAAAAUGGCUAGCGCAGUACGCCGCUGCUAUGUAGAAGCUCACAAGGGUACUGCAGCACCCCCGGCUACUAGGCCUGGCCCACGGACUUCAUCACUUCAUUUCUGGGGUUCGACUGGAAGCAUAAAAGGUGGGGGUAUCAUGGUCCGUCAACUCACAUCGCCAGCAUUCUGCCGGCAGAGUCAAAGUAACCAAAGAGACAAUAAAGACAGCCUCAACGGCCCCCAGCAGAGUGUGAACAUGGGAGACAGGAAUCCAAUCAUGAACAAGAUCGUCGAGUGGGGGAAUGCCAACGGAGAAAAGAUUGAGCAGGCCUACAGCUUCAACGGUGGAUGGGAAGGAUGGGUCCAAGUCGAGCUCGCCAUUGCAUUCAAACGAGCCUUUGAGGGGCCUGGUUCCACCGUCACCGUCACUCGCGAGGACCUCGUUUAUCAGGGUAAUAACCAGCGAUCGGAUAUCCUCUUCACUACGAGGAGAGGUGCCGAACGCUUCACCAAUAUGCUCGAGUUGAAGUGCGAAACUUCGAGAGCUGGUGGAGCUGCUGCGUUCGCCGCUGCAGUCCAAGCAGAUUGUGCCAAGGUCAACAAUGGGUUGAUCAAUAACCAAUUCACUCCUUGCAAGGCGUGGGUCAUCGCCUUCAGUGUGACGAGAAAUCUGACGAAUCUGACGGUGGGAGUGGAUCAAAAUAAUCAGCCUAGGCAUUUGAGGGCGUAUCCGGAUACGAUCCGUGCAGGCGGGAGGACCAUCACGUUGUAUUAUGGGUGGAGGGAUUUCGCUUGAAAGAUUCGAAGAUGCUGGGGAUCUUGUAGGGGUCUUGUAGGCGGUAAAUAUGCAAUUACAGCAGUUAAGUAUAUACCGGUCCAUAUCCUCGUCUUGCUGCAAGGACAUGUAAGAGUCAGACGAGGUGAUGAAACUCACCAUCCUCUGUCCUAUCGAAUUCUGUCAUCGGGCC